AUGCAACUAGUUGUGCUUCUCGUGCUGGCCAUCGUUGCGGCUCUUGGAGUUGUGAAGCUCGCCCGUUCAUACAUCCGACUAGCUGGUAUACCAGGUCCUUGGCUUGCCGCCCACACAGACCUCUGGCGCUUCAGGGCCCAGAACUCUCAAGGAUACGCAGGGCGACUUGUCCAGCUUCACAGACAAUAUGGAAAGCUCCUCCGCAUAGGGCCAAACCAUGUCACGGUCAGCGACCCAAACGCGGUCUCCAUCGUGUACAGCAUGAAUCCAGUAUGGCGAAAAGGUCCCUCCUAUUAUGGUGCUACCACAGUCAGCCAGGGUCGCGUGCUGCCCAGCAUCAUUGCGAUGGAGGAAGCCCAGCAUACCGCUGUACGCAGGACCGUUGGCCGCGCCUUCGCAACCACCUCUCUGCUCGACUACGAAUCUUAUAUUGACCAUUCGGCUGCGGAGUUUGUCCGUGUCGUUGGAAAGCUUGAGUCUGCUGAUAUCGGAUUGUGGCUACAGUUCUUUGCCAUGGACGUGCUGAUGCGCAUCGGGUUCAGCGAGACUCCCGGGUUCAUGCAAAAAGGGGGCGACGUCGACGGCAUUCUCGGCGCAGUCAUCGAUCGAUUCGAUCACUGGGGCCGCUGGGGAGCAAUGCCUACGAUGGAUUAUGUCUUCAACAAAGGUCCGCUGGCAUCUAUGCUCAAAGGCAAAACUGACAGCCCACUCGCACGAGUUGGCGCGGCCAAAUUUCACGCUCGCAAGACUGCUCUAAACCCGCCGGAUCUGGCUGAUCUUUGUCAAAAGUUCCUUGAAGGCAGAGCCAAGCACCCAGAUGCCUUGAAUCAUGACGAAAUCUUGGGCAUUAUCCUGUCGACAAUUGGCGCGGGUGCUGACACUACCGCCGGAACUCUCACUUACACGCUCUUCUUCCUCGCCAAACAUCCGCAUUGUCGAAAGAAGCUCCAAGCAGAGAUAGAUGCCGGGUUGCAGAAUGGUACUCUAUCCAACCCACCAAAGUGGGGAGAAGUCUACAAGCUGCCAUAUCUUGAGGCUGUUCUGAAAGAAUCCAUGCGAAUAUUCCCCAUAGCUUCUUGGGGCCUGGAUCGCAUUGUCCCAGAGGGAGGUGUUACCCUUGCCGGAACAUUCAUUCCACCAGGAACUGUGGUCGCGUGCCAGAUCGAUGCCAUCCACCGGGACACGGAGGUCUAUGGUCUUGAUUCAGAAGACUUUCGACCUGAGCGGUGGAUUGAAGCUGAUGAAGAGCAAAAACGUCGCAUGGACCGGUCUUUCCUAGCCUUUAGCUCGGGCAAACGAGUCUGCACGGGUGUUCAUAUUGCGUGGCUAGAGAUGAAGAAGACACUUCCUUUGAUCAUGAUGAACUUCAACUUGGAACUAGUUGACCCGAACCAGGAUUUGAGUAAAGGCAUCAGGGUCAGUGCAGUCAAGUAUCCCCCGCCGGUUUGGGUAAAGGUAGUGAAGAGACAAGAUGGGCCUGUGUCCUCUUAG
This is a messenger RNA of Clonostachys rhizophaga, 1491 nucleotides long. NCBI's taxonomy places the organism in Eukaryota, Fungi, Ascomycota, Sordariomycetes, Hypocreales, Bionectriaceae. The record is from the annotation of a GenBank genome assembly.